AUGCCGUAUAGGUUAGACACGCACGUCUUAACCGUCGACGCCAACGUCAUCCACAAGGUCGACACGGCCAACCCUGCGAAUCUGUAUAGCAUGUGGACGGUGUUUUCCCGCUGCGCAGACUCUGUCGAGCAAGGCCGGAGAUUAGAAAACCUGAGCUGGCGCCUGUGGCAAAGAGAACAGCUCGUGGAGAGUGACGACACCACAACGCCCGAGAUUGCCGCUCCCGUCACCACCACUACGACCACCACUCAGACCCUCCCCCAGGACGUCCCCGCAGAGACGAGGUUACCCGACGUCCCUCAGCUCUCUGGCAGCGUCGACUCGCUCGAGGACGAGGCCGUCGAGUUCACAUCAGUAUCGGCUCCCCUUGAGAUCCGCCCCAGGAUACGACGCAUGGACUCGUCUACCAGCAGCCGCAGCAAGCGCGACCGCCACAUCAGCUCCGACGACUUUGAAAAGAUGAUUGUGUCCAUCGUCAAGGACAAGGCGCCGCUGUCGGCGCCGACCACCCAGCAGGCGGCGGCGCCGACCGCCCCCUUCACUCCCGCCACCCGCAAGGAGCUCCCCAUCCCUGCACCCGCCUUUGAGCGGUCCGGCUCCACCACGACGGAAUCGCAGUCCCCUUCCAAGGACUCAGAUCGGCAGUCGGACGACUCGCAGGCCUCGCCGCCGCGACCGCGGGCCACCAACGUGGUGCGAGGCUUCUCGCCCGCCGCCGCCCAGGUCAUGGCGUUCCCGCAGGCGACGCACGACGCCAUCCCCGAGCCGAGCUCGUCGCCCGCCGCCAAGCCCGUGCAGCCUAAGAAGCAGCCGGCCAAGUUUGCGUUGGGCGGCUCGUGCUCCUCGAGCGAGCAGGGCCAGAGCGUCGACAACCUCAAGGCACCAGUGCCACCCGUCGCCGCAGUUGCCGCCAAGAAGUCCAUGUUUACGCUCGGCGGCUCGUCGGGUGAGGAGUCGUCGCUCAAGAGCGCCAUUGCCUCGCCGCGGCCGGCCGGCUUCGCCAAGAAGCAGGCGUCCUUUAGCAACCAUGUCAUGACGCGGACCAUUGACCAGAGCGACCCGGCCAUCGACUCGGACACAGAGGCCGAGUACGUGGACGAGAGCGCCAUCGACGAUGACGAGGACUCGUCGGACUGGGAGGACUCGGUGGAGGACAGCGGCAAGUCGAGCGUCGUCGACGAGAACCUCUUUGCCCGCGUGCCGUCCAAGGUUAACCUGACGUCGCGGCCGUCGCUCAUCAGCAUCAUGAUGGCGCAAAACGACCGUGCCAAGGCGCUCGGCAACCACGCCUCGCAGUCGACGUCGGCCAUCCCGCGGUCCCGCGUGGGCCCGAGCGCACCCUCUCUGGGCGGCUCGCCCAACGACUCGGACGAGGCGCCGCUCAUGAUGAAGGGUAUGCGGCACCACCAGCACCACGCUCUCAAGCCCAUCAGCGAGAUCCCGCGGUCGAGCGCGCAGCCCAUCGCCGCGGCGCCCAACCACGUGCACGCGCAGGCGGCGCUGUCGCCGCGCACGACGCGCCGCAACAUGCUGGCGACGGAGCUGACCGAGUCGCUGCGCCGUCACCUGCUCUGGGAGCGCCAGCAAAAGUCGUCGACGGCCAACGCCGUGCUCAAGCGGCGGCACACGUCGCACGACGUGGCCAACCUCAAGCAGUACCCGGAGAAGGCCUGCAUGAAGGACACGGAGGACGACUCGACCAGCUGGAACCAGUACUUUUCCAAGGAGGCCCUCAACGGGUACCACUCCAAGGGGUGGUAG
Messenger RNA from Purpureocillium lilacinum, 1761 nucleotides. RefSeq lists its product as uncharacterized. Lineage: Eukaryota; Fungi; Ascomycota; Sordariomycetes; Hypocreales; Ophiocordycipitaceae. The record is from RefSeq and is a predicted model, not a curated record. Gene Ontology annotation, biological process: negative regulation of transcription by RNA polymerase II; regulation of nitrogen utilization; mitochondria-nucleus signaling pathway. Gene Ontology annotation, cellular component: cytoplasm.